AUGGGCUGCGCCGCGAGUAAAGCGGACGAGCCCGCGAGGAAGGUCCGCGUCUUGGGGGUGAUACACGCGCGGUGCGACGCCAAGGAUUCCAAGGCGUUCCCUCACGGGAAGCCACUGGUGGACGUCGCGGGCGCGCCGCUGGUGUGGCGAACGUUUCUGAAGGUGCGCGGCGCGAAGUGCGUGUCUAGGUGCGUCGUCGCGACGGACGACGAUCGGAUCGCGCGCGUCGUCGCCGCGCUCGGCGGCGAGGUCGUGCGCGUGUCCGGGAAGUGGGGGUCGCACACCGCGGCCGCGGUGUGGGAGACGUGCGAGCGCCUUCGAUUUUGGUCCGACGGCGGCGGCGGCGGCGGCGGCGGCGGCGGCGCGAAGAAAAACCAAAAAAACUUAACGGCGACGGUCGACGGCGGCGGCGCGGAGUCUUCUCCUUCUUCGCCUUUCGACGUCGUCGUGUGCGUCGACGCGGACGAGGUCGGCAUCGACGCGCACCUCGUCGAGCGCCUCGCGGACGCCGUCGCCGGGUCUGACGCGGUCAUGGGCACGCUCGCGUGCGAUCGACCGGGCCCGCCGAGCGGCGGCGGCGGCGGCGGCGGCGGCGGCGGCGACGGCGACGAGCGACGUCGUCGCGGCGUCGGCGACCGCCGGAAAGUCGGCGCGAGGUCCUACCGCGUGUCGUUCCUCCCGAAACUCUCGCGCCGGUCGCUGUCGAACGACGAGGAUCGGAGCUCGCCGCGGGGCCACCUCGCGGAGGAGGCGUGGCCGUGCCGCGAGGAACGCGAGGCGGCGGCGUGCGGGCGGACGGUGAAGCGAGAGGUGGUCGCGGAGAGCGUCCCGAGGGUGGGGACGCGCGAGGAGCUGGCGAGGGAGACGGCGAGGGCUCGCGAACUCCCGACGCCGCCGAAGGUGAGGACCGCGGGCGUCAGCGCGCGGGGCGGCGCGAGCAGGAAGAACACGGUGUGACGCGACGUGUGUUUGUGGUCGGUUGUGGGUGGGGGAGGAGUGGGGAGGCCCGGUCUUCCACAGGCACAAAGAAAUGUUAAGAAUCAAUCUGCCCGCGCGCGCGCGAUCGCGCUCGUUUUU
Molecule: messenger RNA, 1077 nt
Organism: Micromonas pusilla CCMP1545
Lineage: Eukaryota; Viridiplantae; Chlorophyta; Mamiellophyceae; Mamiellales; Mamiellaceae
Exons: 3
Coding region: 1-957 (318 amino acids)
Cellular component (GO): cytosol
Molecular function (GO): 3-deoxy-manno-octulosonate cytidylyltransferase activity
Source: RefSeq, a predicted model, not a curated record